AUGGCAUAGAAUAAUAAUAAUCCUGAACACCAAGCAAAUGGGGCGGCCAAUGCAGGGGUAUUGGCUGACACUGGCAAAUCAAGAGUCAUUGAAAUGACUAAUUUGUUUGGCGAUGAUGAUUACGAGGAUGAAUUUAAGCAGGAGGAUUAUGGCUACACCAUGAAUGCUUACCAACAGAAUGGAUAUGGUAAUGGCUAGUAGCAACAAAAUUAAAGUUAUGAUCUUAAUGGUCAUAGUGUUGGCUAAAAUGGAGUUUCUGGGAAUGGACUGUAAUUGACAGAUAGUCAUCUUAAUGGCAAUAUGGGUGAAAUUUACGAUGCCAAUGGACACCAGUAAAUCUAAAAUACUGAAGGUGGGGAUUAACAAGCUAAUAUCUCAAACCAAUAAACUGGUAGACAGCCAGGUGGAGGAUAGAUUAGAAGAAAAUAGAUAAAGGAUUUUUAACUUCCCGAAAUAUACCAACUCGAUCUUGAAGCCUUGCCUUCAAAGCCUUGGAGGGAGUAGCGUGAUAAGAUGUCAGACUACUUCAAUCAUGGCUUUAAUGAGGAGACAUGGAAGAAACAUUAACAAUUAGUUUUGGAAAGGUCAUAAUUAGAUUUACCUAAAAUGAAUGAAGAUGCUGACUUGGCAAAGAUAUUCUCAGAGUCAAAGCUUUGGCAUGCAGUUCUUGAUUUUUAUCUGCCUCAUGAAUAUGGAGGCUUAGGAGAAUAUCAUGAUCAAAAGUACUCUCAAUUAAACCUAUUUUUGGAUACUAUGGAUCUCCCAUUGAUUAAGCCCAAAACAACUUAGAACAACAAAAAUGAAUUUAAUGUGAAUAUUGAGUCCACUGGGUAGGUUUAAAAUGGAGCAUCAGAUAUGCAUCUAUUUCCCAAAUUGGUAUUGCAAGAGCCAGAUACAGCUAAAUCUUUAAGUGAUUUACAAGAGCAAAUUAAGCUCAAGAAGCAGGAACUUGAUUAAGAGAAAAGAGCGCUUGAGGAAAUUAAAAGAAACAAAGAGAAAGCUGCAAGAGAAGAAAGGAUUGCUAGGCAAAGAUAGCACAGUAAAUCUAAAAGCAAAGAAAGUCGUAGAAAAGGUGAUGAACAUUCGAAUUCUAAACAUAAUCAUCAUCAUUCAAGUCAUCAUAGAUCAGAUCGCAAAUCUAGUCGAUCAAGGACUAAGAGUAAAGAUCGUAAAAAGAGAUAGAAUGAACCAGAAACAGUUGAAAAAGACAAAGAAAAAGAGAAGUAGCGUGAAAGAGAAAGAGAAAAGGAUAAACAGAAAGAAAAGGAUAAGGAAAGAGAAAAAGAGCGUGAAAGAGCACGAGAGCGUGAAUUGCGUGAAAAGGAGCGCGAAAAAGAGAGAGAAAAAUUAAAAGAAAAAGAACUUUAAAGGGAAAAAGAAAGAGAACUCCAAAGAUAGAAAGAAAAAGAAGCUGCUGCCUUGAAAGAAUUGUAGAAAAAGAAAAAAAGUAAAAGUCCUGAAAAAAUAGCUAAAAGAGCUGGGUCAAGAAGCAAAUCAAAGGAGUCAGGAAGAAGAAAAAGAAGUAGAAGUGACAGAAGGAAAAGUGAUAAUCGUAGUCGAAGGAGCAAUGAUAGAGAAAAAGAUGAUAAAAAGGUCAAAUCAUCUGCAAAUCAGAGUGAGUCAAAGAGGUCCGAUGAAGCGACUCAUUCAUCCUCAAGGAAAGAGGUUAGCUCUAGAGACUAUUAAAGAUCAAAGGAUAAGGAUAGGCAAGAUAAAUCUAGUAGAGAUGAUAGUAAAAAACAUUCUGCAUCAACAAAACAUCAUUAAACUUCUAAAGAUGAAAGAAGAGAUGAUGAAAGAGUGAAAAAUCAAAAUUAGAGCUCAAGUCAACAAAUUUCUUCCCAAUCAACUUCUAAUCCUGACACAUAAAGAGGAGACAGAGAAGAAAAGAAAAAAACUUAAACUGUGAUAAAGAAAGAAGAAGUCAAGCCUCUUAGCAGACAACAAGAAGAUAAAUAGAAAAGAGAUGAUAGAGCCACUCAUAACUUAAGCAUUAGCACUCCAGGAAAGACAAUUGCAAAUGGAAAAAAGAUCGAAAUUGUGAGAGGCAAGGAUGACGGUUCUAGUUAGAUUAUAAUUAAAGACACAAAUGUACCUAAUACUAAUCAAUCAACCAUUCAGUCAUUAGCUGUUGUACCUCAAUCUAAGAUUGAGAAGCCAAAACAGCAGUAGUAAAUUGACCAUCACUUGGACUUAACAGGUGGGCUACUAGGAGAUGACUUGGAUUUGGAAGAUACAUUCGACUAAAAUGACCAGCCAAACUCUCUUUAAUAUAAAGAAACUCUUAAUUACAUUCUUUAAUUACUUGACCAAUAAGGUUUUUUCUCUCCAAAUGACUGA
This is a messenger RNA of Stylonychia lemnae, 2340 nucleotides long. The record is from the annotation of a GenBank genome assembly. NCBI's taxonomy places the organism in Eukaryota, Ciliophora, Spirotrichea, Sporadotrichida, Oxytrichidae.